AUGCGGUGCUUUCUGUCGUUCGUUUUGGCCGCUGGCGCCGGGAUAGUGGCUGCUGCUCCCUCUGCACACGAACCCAGGGAACCCCAUCUUCGAGCACGCAACAUCAUUGACAGCACGAGCAUUGCCGACUCGUACGACUUUGUCAUUGUGGGUGGAGGCUUGGCCGGUCUCGUGCUUGGAGCGCGUCUGUCAGAAGAUUCGAACCACACGGUUCUUGUCCUCGAGGCUGGUGGUGACGGAGACGAGUUUCGAGAACGAAUAGACACACCUGCAUAUGCCUAUUACGAAUCGCUAUGGCCGACGGAACUCAACUGGGCGUUCCAAACCACACCUCAACCGAACGCGAAUAAUUCCCAGUGUCCAUGGCCUCGAGGCAAGGUCCUUGGAGGUAGCUCUGCCAUCAACGGAAUGUACCUGAACCGACCGGGUGAAAUCGAAGUCAAUGCAUGGCAAGCUAUGCUGGGUGAUAUGGACGGCGCCGACAAUUGGUCUUGGGACUCCAUGUUCGCCGCGAUGAAGAAGAGUGAGACAUUCGGCCCGCCUGUCGAUGCUUCCAUUCAACAGGAGGCUGCCAUCACUUUCAACCCGGCAAGCCACGGUAACCAAGGGCCAAUUCACAUGUCCUACCCAGGCUUUACUUUGCCACUGGUUGGUGCGUGGUCCAGCACUGCCAACAACGCUGGAGUAGUUACCACACAAGACGCAUACGGUGGUGACAAUUGGGGCGCGUACGUCGCUACAGUCGCUGUUAACCCGACCAACUGGACGCGUUCAUACAGCCGUUCUGGAUACCUCGAUCCGUUGCCACCACGUCCCAACUACGAUGUUCUGGCCAACGCCCAGGUCACCCGCAUCAUCUUCAACAAUACUUCUGGCGGGAACCUCACGGCCCACCAGGUCGAAUAUGUUCUGAACGGAGGUGGCAACAAGCUUACAGUGGGAGUCAACAAGGAGGUCAUUCUUGCUGCUGGUACCGUUGGCAGCCCAGCUGUUCUUCUAUACAGCGGUGUCGGGCCAAAGGACGUCCUAGAUGCUGCAGGCGUCCCUGUCGUGUCAGAGCUUCCUGGUGUCGGCCAGCAUCUUCAAGAUCACAUAAGUGUCACCGUAACGUGGGACACGGAUGCAGAGACUGCAGGCACGAUAUACAACGACGAUGGCUCCAAAAAGAACGACCCUGCCUUCUUGUCAUAUGUCAACAGCGCGACCGCCUAUGCGAAUUCCUCGGUUCUAUUUGGCAACGGAGUCCCCGGCCUUCAAAGCAGCAUCUUGGGCGAAAUUGACCAAUUUAUCCCGGACACGAGCACCGACGCGAGCGUGAUUUCCGGCUACAAGGCGAUUUAUGGCACUACAGCAAACACUAUUCUCACGAGUCCAAUCGGGUUAAUAGAGCUGGUCAUUGGACUCAGCACUGACGGUUCUAUCCAAAUCGGAGCCAACCUCCAGCAUCCAUUCAGCCAUGGUCAGAUCUCCAUCAAUUCGUCUAAUCCACUGGAUUAUCCUGUCAUCAAUCCCAAUUAUCUGAAUCAUCCUGCUGACGUUGAGAUCCUGCGCGAGGGCGUUAAGCUCGCUCGUCGGUUGGGCGAAACUGAACCGUUAGCCAGCAGCAUGACCAAAGAGACGUGGCCCGGCCCAGACGUUCAAACUGACCAGGAAUGGGAGGACUGGCUCCGUGGAGUGAUAUUUACAGAAUUCCACCCUUCUUCCACGUGUGCCAUGUUGCCUCUCGAGCAAGGUGGCGUGGUCGACGCAAACCUGCGCGUCUAUGGGCUGUCAAACGUCCGUGUCGCCGACGCGAGCGUACCACCUAUAUCAUUCUCAGCACAUCUUAUGGCCUCGACCUAUGGACUAGCUGAACAGGCAAGCACCGUUAUCCGCGAAUUCUACAACAAACCCAAGGUGUCGCAAAAACAUACCAAUUCAACGACGAACAGCACUAGCUUAAGCAACAAUCAAAAUUCAAGCAACGGGACUGCCAUUCUGAAUACGACGAACGUUCCUUCCACGACGAACUCCAGCGGUUCAAGCGACAACGACACCAACACCAAUACCAAUGGUGUAGCCUCUUUGAACAGCUGGCCCCUUUCCAGUACCGUGGCCAUGCUGUGCUUGGCUAUCAAAUAUCUUCUAUGA
Fonsecaea nubica is the source of this 2130-nucleotide messenger RNA. RefSeq lists its product as hypothetical. Lineage: Eukaryota; Fungi; Ascomycota; Eurotiomycetes; Chaetothyriales; Herpotrichiellaceae. Gene Ontology annotation, molecular function: flavin adenine dinucleotide binding; oxidoreductase activity, acting on CH-OH group of donors. The coding region runs from base 1 to 2130 and encodes 709 amino acids. The record is from RefSeq and is a predicted model, not a curated record. The transcript is spliced from 7 exons.